This is a messenger RNA of Onychostruthus taczanowskii (white-rumped snowfinch), 1804 nucleotides long. It is a transcript of the gene PAX7, whose product is annotated as paired box 7. The transcript has 9 exons. Gene Ontology annotation, molecular function: DNA-binding transcription factor activity, RNA polymerase II-specific; RNA polymerase II cis-regulatory region sequence-specific DNA binding. The record is from RefSeq and is a predicted model, not a curated record. Bases 92 to 1591 code for a protein of 499 amino acids. Gene Ontology annotation, biological process: anatomical structure development; regulation of transcription by RNA polymerase II. NCBI's taxonomy places the organism in Eukaryota, Metazoa, Chordata, Aves, Passeriformes, Passeridae.
GGAGGCGGCCCCGCAGCCCCCCGGUUGUGCCCGGUGUCCCCCCCAGCCCCGGUUCGCAGCGGAGCCCCCCGGCCGCCGCCGCCCCCCGACCAUGGCAGCGCUGCCCGGGACGGUGCCGCGGAUGAUGCGCCCGGCGCCGGGGCAGAACUACCCCCGCACCGGCUUCCCGCUGGAAGUGUCCACCCCGCUGGGCCAGGGCAGGGUGAACCAGCUCGGAGGGGUUUUCAUCAACGGGCGCCCGCUGCCCAACCACAUCCGCCACAAGAUCGUGGAGAUGGCGCACCACGGCAUCCGGCCCUGCGUGAUCUCCCGGCAGCUGCGCGUCUCCCACGGCUGCGUCUCCAAAAUCCUCUGCCGCUACCAGGAGACCGGAUCCAUCCGGCCCGGGGCCAUCGGCGGCAGCAAGCCCAGGGUCGCGACUCCCGACGUGGAGAAGAAAAUCGAGGAAUACAAGCGGGAGAACCCCGGGAUGUUCAGCUGGGAGAUCCGGGACCGGCUGCUCAAGGACGGCCACUGCGACCGCAGCACGGUGCCCUCAGUGAGUUCGAUUAGCCGCGUGCUCCGCAUCAAAUUCGGCAAGAAGGAGGAGGACGAGGACUGCGACAAGAAGGAGGAGGACGGCGACAAGAAGGCCAAGCACAGCAUCGACGGCAUCCUGGGCGACAAAGGGAACCGCCUGGACGAGGGCUCGGACGUGGAGUCGGAGCCGGACCUGCCGCUGAAGCGGAAGCAGCGCCGCAGCCGCACCACGUUCACGGCGGAGCAGCUGGAGGAGCUGGAGAAGGCCUUCGAGAGGACCCACUACCCCGACAUCUACACCCGCGAGGAGCUGGCCCAGCGCACCAAGCUCACCGAGGCCCGCGUGCAGGUGUGGUUCAGCAACCGGCGGGCGCGCUGGCGCAAGCAGGCGGGAGCCAACCAGCUGGCGGCCUUCAACCACCUGCUGCCGGGGGGCUUCCCGCCCACGGGAAUGCCGGCGCUGCCCCCGUACCAGCUGCCCGACUCCUCCUACCCCAGCACCACCAUCUCCCAAGACGGCGGCAGCACCGUGCACCGGCCGCAGCCGCUGCCACCCUCCACCAUGCACCAGGGCGGGCUGGCCGCCGCCGCCGACUCCGGCUCAGCCUACGGCGCCCGGCACAGCUUCUCCAGCUACUCCGAGAGCUUCAUGAACGCCACAGCCCCCGCCAACCACAUGAACCCCGUCAGCAACGGCCUGUCCCCGCAGGUGAUGAGCAUCCUGAGCAACCCCAGCGGGGUCCCGCCGCAGCCCCAGGCCGAUUUCUCCAUCUCUCCCCUCCACGGCGGCCUGGACAGCACCAACUCCAUCUCGGCCAGCUGCAGCCAGCGCAGCGACUCCAUCAAGUCCGUGGAGAGCCUCCCGACCUCGCAGUCCUACUGUCCCCCCACCUACAGCACCACCAGCUACAGCGUGGACCCCGUGGCCGGGUACCAGUACGGCCAGUACGGGCAGACUGCCGUGGAUUACCUGGCCAAGAACGUCAGCCUGUCCACGCAGCGCCGCAUGAAGCUGGGCGAGCACUCGGCCGUGCUGGGGCUGCUGCCGGUGGAGACGGGCCAGGCCUACUGAGACCCCCUCGCCAGGGACCUCUGGAGACCCCCGCCGGCUCCCAGGGAUCCUCCCUGCCCCGUUCCACCCCAGCUGCCGAGGAGAUGGGAGACGGGGGAGCUCUCCCAGGAUCCGGCUGCUCCAGAGCAUUCCAGAGGCAAGUCCGGCCUCUGGGGCCUGACUCCUCCUGUGGCCAGAGACAAUGGGCUGGGUGCAUUUAUCAACCCCGGUCCA